This is a messenger RNA of Trypanosoma conorhini, 1695 nucleotides long. RefSeq lists its product as uncharacterized. The record is from RefSeq and is a predicted model, not a curated record. Bases 1 to 1695 code for a protein of 564 amino acids. NCBI's taxonomy places the organism in Eukaryota, Euglenozoa, Kinetoplastea, Trypanosomatida, Trypanosomatidae. The transcript has a single exon.
AUGGCGGCACUUUUGCGGGUAACUGCCGCAGUGGAUCUUCUCCUGGACGAUGGUGCGCUGGGGCCUGUGCGUGAGCAGCUUCCGGCUGUUGAGUUUGUCGUUCGUAACGCAAAGACGGCCGUGGCGUGGCCGCCGCCUAUGGUAUCGACAUUUGAGGCGUCGCUGCUCCGUGGGCGGGAGGCGGAGGGGAGCGAUGAUGUGACGCUGGCUGCUGCGACGGAAGUGGAGCGCGUGAUGGGCCCGUCCCUUCGCUUCUACGGCCCGCUUGGUGGGCGGCUCUCCAAGGAGUUCAGGGCUCUGCUUCGCGGCGGGCUCGUUCGCCUGCUGACGCGGCAGGCACUACAGCGGCUUUGCGACGCAGAGCGGCAGACACACGAGGACGACAACGACGACACGGACCAGUUUGGCACUAGCCGCGCUGUUGGCGCUGCUGAUGAUGGGUCGAUGGCGCCAUUCAUUUCUAUUAAAAAAGGACCUCUGAAUACGACGGUGGCCUCUGUUCACUGGUCACCGCAGUUUCUGCAACGACUUCUUCACCACGCGGCUCUCAGAUGCCCACAGUUCACUGCACUGAUUCCGACAGCCAUGACGUUAAUUCCCCUCACAAGAGACUGGAAAGCAACCUCCAUGCCGCGCCGGCCACCUGCUACAGACGACGUCCACGCACCAAAGAAUGUGUGCAGGCUUGUCUUUACCAUUGAUCGAAUAGAAGUGGUGGAGCAGAGCAUACAUGAUGAAUUUACUGCGGACCGGCUUGCCUCUAUUUUGCACGAUUCUCAUCUUAAGCCGGCGGAACAACUGAGAGAGGCAGGCGGGGAGGCGCUCCAGGCGCCGCUGCUGCAUCUUCGAGACGCCAUGGACUGCUACCACCGUGCUCUGGUCUUGGCCCAGAAAGGACUUCUGUACCCGUAUCUUCACGCACUGCGACCACCGCCUUCCAUGGAGGAUCGCAUGGAAGGCGCGGAAGCAGAUGAUAUUGAAGACGAGACCUUUUCAUUCUUUGGUGACGCAGCGUUGCAGGAAGGAAAAAAUAUCACACCAUCGAAUCGAUAUCUAAACCUUCUUCUGCACCUGCGGAAAGGCACCAUCGUUGGUUCCGAAGAGAAUGAUUUGUACAAUAGUUCCUCUCUAACACAUGGACGAGCUCUCUUCCCCCGUGCCCAUGUGCUUCUACACGUGUGGUACGCCCUGCAUCGCCAGGUGGUUGUGGCCGCAGCCAAUGCGGCGCACACUCUUUUGUUGAUACAAGCCUCUUCCACUCACUUGACAGAUGCCUCAACGGCAGGCGGGUGCAAUGCAAAUACCCUGCAGCAGCGUCAGAUGCAAGUGGCUCGAUGGUGUGCGCGUGCACUGGACGUCCUGCAUCGACUAUUGGGGUGGUGGAACGGUGCAUCGCUUCAGUGGACGGAAGAAGAAUCGGCGUCAAAAAGGGAAUGGGUCUGGGUGCACACCAUCAAGUUUAAGCUACUUGUGCGUCAGGCAAAGUUACUGCGUGUCGCGGGAUCCUUUGAGGAGAGUCAAGCAGUUCAGGAUGUAAUGGAGGAACAGCUACGGAUCCUUCCCACGCAGAUCCCGUUAAGCUGCCAUGUGGAAAUGGGGAGUGUAUUGCAAGAUGUCAGGUGCCAACUUGUGCAAGAAAGGACCCUUCUUCGGGAGGAACUGAACCAAAAGGGAAGGCUGAUUCUUCGUUUAUGA